UCCUUCUCCCAAGCACUCGCUUUCUCCGUGUCACCUCCUGCGUUGUUAUUGCUUCUUUGGUUGCGGGUGGGUGGCUGUAAUCAGCCUCGCCCCCACACCACUUGCUUGCUUUGGGGCUAUCCUAUUCACCAGCUAAGCGCCCACCUGCAUGUUCUCUCUGAUCGAUAUCCUUCUGCAAGUUGUUUCUUUUUUUUUUCAUUCUUACCUACUCAAUCCCAUGUCAUGUCCUGUUCGUCCAGAAACUGAUCACAGCCGGUUGCUGUGACUACUCUCGAAGAAAUGACGACUAUGGAUUUGCGUGUCGGUAACAAGUACCGCAUCGGCCGUAAGAUUGGAAGCGGUAGUUUCGGUGAUAUCUACCUUGGAACCAACAUCAUCUCCGGUGAGGAGAUUGCUAUCAAGCUCGAAAGCGUCAAGGCCAAGCACCCUCAGCUCGAAUACGAGGCCCGUGUCUACAAGUCCCUGGCCGGUGGUGUCGGUAUUCCGUUCGUGCGUUGGUUCGGUACCGAAUGUGACUACAAUGCUAUGGUCAUCGAUCUGCUCGGUCCCAGUUUGGAGGACCUAUUCAACUUUUGCAACCGCAAGUUCUCGCUGAAGACUGUGCUCCUUCUCGCCGAUCAGCUUAUCUCUCGUAUCGAAUACAUCCACGCCAAGUCUUUCAUCCACCGUGAUAUCAAGCCCGACAACUUCCUGAUGGGUAUCGGAAAACGUGGCAACCAGGUCAAUGUGAUUGAUUUCGGUUUGGCCAAGAAGUACCGCGACCCCAAGACUCACUUCCACAUUCCCUACCGUGAGAACAAGAACCUCACUGGAACUGCUCGUUACGCCAGUAUCAACACCCACUUGGGUGUCGAGCAAUCUCGCCGUGAUGACAUGGAGUCUCUCGGCUAUGUCAUGCUUUACUUCUGCCGUGGUACUCUUCCUUGGCAGGGUCUGAAGGCUGCUACCAAGAAGCAGAAGUACGACCGUAUCAUGGAGAAGAAGAUGACAACGCCCACCGAGGUCCUGUGCCGUGGUUUCCCCAAUGAGUUCUCCAUCUACCUCAACUACACUCGUUCCCUGCGUUUCGAUGACAAGCCGGACUACUCCUACCUCCGCAAGAUCUUCCGCGACCUUUUCGUUCGCGAGUCCUUCCAAUAUGACUACGUCUUCGAUUGGACCGUCUACAAAUACCAGAAGAACGCCGCCAUGAUUGUGGACGCCGGAAAGAAGGACAAGGAGGCCGAGGACCAGCAGCGCCGUCAGGGUGUUGCCGCUGCUGCACCUAUGGGUACUCCCGGUGCUGCCGCCAAGCCUGGUGCCAUCUCCAGCCAGCGCCGCAAGGUCAUCGAACGCGGAACUCUGGACAACACCCCGGACACCAACCGUGCUGUCGGAGGGAGUGACAGGAUUCUUCGGCGUUAGGCUGCGUUCUGCUUCAAGGGUUGCUGCUUCAGGUGCUUUUGCCGCCCGUAGCCGUACGAAGCAGGACGAUGGGUACGGUGCUCAG
This is a messenger RNA of Aspergillus saccharolyticus JOP 1030-1, 1489 nucleotides long. RefSeq names its product casein kinase 1 family protein. The transcript has 5 exons. Gene Ontology annotation, cellular component: cytoplasm; nucleus. The record is from RefSeq and is a predicted model, not a curated record. Gene Ontology annotation, molecular function: protein serine/threonine kinase activity; ATP binding. Gene Ontology annotation, biological process: peptidyl-serine phosphorylation; signal transduction; endocytosis. The coding region runs from base 280 to 1404 and encodes 374 amino acids. NCBI's taxonomy places the organism in Eukaryota, Fungi, Ascomycota, Eurotiomycetes, Eurotiales, Aspergillaceae.